GUGAUAAUUACACGUUGAUUCUUCUCUACUAAUCACAAAGAUAUUGGCACCCUUUAUCUAGUAUUUGGUGCUUGAGCCGGAAUAGUCGGGACCGCCCUAAGCCUUCUAAUUCGAGCAGAACUAAGCCAGCCAGGCUCCCUCCUAGGGGACGACCAGAUCUAUAAUGUAAUCGUAACAGCACAUGCAUUCGUAAUAAUUUUCUUUAUAGUGAUGCCCAUUAUGAUUGGAGGCUUUGGGAACUGACUAGUUCCUCUGAUAAUCGGAGCCCCUGAUAUAGCAUUUCCACGUAUAAAUAACAUAAGCUUCUGACUGCUACCUCCUUCAUUUCUCCUCUUACUUGCAUCCUCCGGAGUAGAAGCUGGAGCCGGGACAGGCUGAACCGUCUACCCCCCUCUAGCCGGGAACUUAGCCCAUGCGGGUGCAUCCGUUGAUCUCACCAUUUUCUCCCUCCAUCUGGCAGGGGUGUCCUCAAUUCUGGGUGCUAUUAACUUUAUUACAACAAUUAUUAACAUAAAACCCCCCGCAAUUUCCCAAUACCAAACACCUCUGUUUGUCUGAGCAGUCCUAGUUACUGCAGUCCUUCUUCUUCUUUCCCUCCCCGUAUUAGCUGCCGGAAUCACAAUACUUUUAACAGACCGAAACCUAAAUACCACCUUCUUCGACCCCGCAGGAGGAGGGGAUCCUAUCCUCUACCAACACCUUUUCUGAUUCUUCGGUCAUCCUGAAGUCUAUAUUCUUAUUCUACCAGGCUUUGGUAUAAUUUCACACAUUGUAGCCUACUAUGCCGGUAAAAAAGAGCCCUUUGGUUACAUAGGUAUGGUCUGAGCAAUAAUGGCUAUUGGUCUUCUCGGCUUUAUUGUAUGAGCCCAUCACAUGUUUACCGUCGGGAUGGACGUGGACACCCGAGCCUAUUUCACUUCCGCGACAAUGAUUAUUGCUAUUCCUACAGGGGUUAAAGUCUUUAGCUGACUAGCAACCCUCCACGGAGGUGCAAUUAAAUGAGAAACCCCCCUGCUAUGAGCUCUUGGCUUUAUUUUCCUAUUCACCGUGGGGGGCCUCACAGGUAUUGUGCUAGCCAAUUCUUCCCUAGACAUUGUCCUGCAUGAUACUUAUUACGUUGUAGCCCACUUCCACUAUGUCCUCUCCAUAGGAGCAGUUUUCGCUAUUAUUGCCGCAUUCGUCCACUGAUUCCCGCUAUUUUCAGGAUACACCCUCCACAGCACCUGAACAAAAAUUCACUUCGGCAUUAUGUUCCUGGGUGUUAACCUAACAUUCUUUCCCCAACAUUUCCUAGGCCUUGCCGGAAUACCUCGACGGUACUCAGACUACCCCGACGCAUAUACUUUAUGAAACACUGUCUCCUCUUUUGGCUCUCUUAUUUCUCUGAUCGCUGUAAUUAUGUUCCUAUUUAUUAUCUGAGAAGCUUUCUCCGCAAAACGAGAAGUCCUGUCAGUAGAAUUCACUGCAACUAAUCUAGAAUGACUGCACGGUUGCCCUCCUCCCUACCACACCUUUGAAGAACCUGCAUUCGUCCAAGUCCCACAAGCCUAA
Messenger RNA from Melanotaenia boesemani (Boeseman's rainbowfish), 1551 nucleotides. Lineage: Eukaryota; Metazoa; Chordata; Actinopteri; Atheriniformes; Melanotaeniidae. The record is from the annotation of a RefSeq genome assembly.